Pelobates cultripes (western spadefoot toad) is the source of this 3995-nucleotide messenger RNA. The record is from the annotation of a GenBank genome assembly. NCBI's taxonomy places the organism in Eukaryota, Metazoa, Chordata, Amphibia, Anura, Pelobatidae.
CUUGGCUCCUGCUUGGCGCCAACAGGUGACAUCCUGCUUAGAAGCAGUCUGACAACGUGCUCAGCCAAUGAGCGUGGGCGCAGCGAGCUGGCCAAUCGGGUGGCUCGCCGCGGGGAGGGCGUGGCCAGGCUUCCAGUCACUUGCCUGGUAAUGUGUUUGCUGUGCUCAGACUCUGCGCUCAGAGUCGGCGGGUGGUACUGAGGUGUGCACUCCCUGGAUCACAGCCCCGGUCACUGCAGCAACAGCGGGCUAGCAGCCACUCACGGUCACCUGGCAGGUUUCCCCCGAUUCCCCAACCGCCGAUCUCCAUGUGUUCAGCAUGUUAGGGCACACUGGCGGCAUGCAUCGGGCCAGCUGGACUCACUAGCCGCAGGUUCUGGGCCACAGACUGAGUUUUGGAGUUAGCCAUCGUCUGAUUGCCGGAUGGUGCUAUGCAGAUUGCAAGGUAAGGGUUAAAAAUCCCCCCCCGGGGCCCUUGUUAUCAGCUCAUUGCUGGGUGUCCAUGGGCGGUGGGUGGGAGGGGGAGGGUGAGCCCAGUUCAAGGAGGGAGCGAGAUGUUGAUGCUGGGUAAUCCUUGGCUACAGCUCUCAUUAACCCAUAGUGCUCCCCCCAGGCCUGCAGCAUGAGCUGGGCAGUCACUGCAAUGUAAACACUCCACCUUGUAUUCAUUAUCCCCUGCACAAUGUGACCAAUGUCUGCAGUCAGCUCUCACAUGGGCACUUUGGCACCUGGUUAUUAAAUGUUUUUGGGGAACUCUUUUUUGGAAUUUUGAGUGCAGUACGUAUAUAGGUUUUCUGGCCAACACCCCUAUUUUCUGCAGUGUGUGUGUGUGUGUGGUGGGUUUUUUUUUUUUAAAAUUUAUUUAUAUAUAUAUAUAUAUAUAUAUAUAUAUAUAUAUAUAUAUAUAUAUAUAUAUAUAUUUAUUUUUUUUGAGAUUUUUAGUUUCCAGCAAUAUAUAUUAUACGAAUUAUGCAUUAUAAGCAGUAAGUAAAUGUAACAAGUUACAAUAAACAAGUGCUGAACAGUACAUUGUAUUGUCAGAAAAAAAUGAAACGUAAAUAUCAAUGGGGCAUUUUAAAACGUGGUACAUGUAUUUGUAAGUACCUAUUAAAUGUCACUUAUUGCUGUGUGUGUGUGUGUGUGUAUAUAUAUAUAUAUAUAUAUAUAUAUUUUAAACUUUAGUGCAGAUGGUUGUUUUUGUUUUGCAUAUGGGGGUGUUUUUGAAAGGUUUCUUUUUUAAAUUAAAAUUAAGGUACAAGCCUUGAAACUGGUGAUUUGGACCAUGCUGUAACUAAAAAAAUGUAUCAUAUCUCUCAGCAGUCUUAUUUAGAUCUGGUCUGUCUGAUGUCUGUAUGUUUUACUUUGCAAAUGGUGGUAAAAUGUAUUUGUUUUGUUUUUGUGUUCUAGGUAAUUUACCACCACUACACCACUUGGCGAACUCAUCUGGAUAUAUUUCAACUUGUCAUUUUAAAAAAAUAUAUAAAAAUACAAAAAUGGGUAAUGGACUUUCAGAACAGAAUCCUAUUCUUAAUGGCUUAUCUACCUUUCAAGCCCUUCACAUUGUCAUUUUAGGUUUGGACUGUGCUGGAAAAACAACUGUACUGUACAGGCUACAGUUUAAUGAAUUUGUUAAUACAGUGCCUACCAAAGGAUUUAAUGCAGAGAAAAUUAAAGUGCCACUUGGUAACUCCAAAACCGUAACUUUUCACUUUUGGGAUGUUGGUGGCCAGGAGAAAUUAAGACCACUCUGGAAGUCCUACACAAGGUGUACUGAUGGGAUUGUAUUUGUGGUAGACUCUGUGGACAUUGAGAGGAUGGAAGAAGCAAAAACGGAACUGUAUAAAAUUACUAAGAUCUCAGAAAACCAGGGUGUUCCUGUUUUAAUAGUUGCUAAUAAACAGGACCUCAGGAACUCGCUGUCUCUUUCGGAAAUUGAGAAGAUGUUAGCACUAAAUGAACUCAGCUCAUCUACACCGUGGCAUCUCCAACCCACAUGUGCCAUCAUAGGCGAUGGUUUGAGGGAAGGAAUUGAGAAAUUGUAUGAAAUGAUCAUUAAGAGGCGAAAAAUGCUCAGGCAACAGAAAAAGAAAAGAUGACUCUGUUUUACUUUUAUGAUAUUGUGUUCUAGUUUGACAAGUAGUUUGGCCGUCAAAAUUUGACGUUAACCAGUCUGUAUCAGAUGCCUGGGCUGCCUGGUUUGAUGCUGUCUAAGCCUCGUUACAUCUUUCUUUUUCAGCUGGGCGGAAUCUCACUGUGGGAGAUCUGCCAAAUCCAACAACACUUCCAGUAUGUGUUUUCAUAAACAUCAGGAAAAUGUCUUUUGUACGUCAGUGGCUGAAAUAGAAUCUGGUCAUCGUGAAUGAUAAACUGUGAAUGUUUGCAAAGUGUUGAAUAAAACUUUAAAUUUUGUAUUUUUGAAGAAACUCCUAUAAAGAAAUACAAUCUGAAGUACAAGUCGAGGAGUCUAGCAGAUUUAAAAAUGUGGCAUAGGAUUUUUUUUUUUUCUAUUCUAAAUCAUUUGUGGGUCAGUUGAUUUAUGUAUAUAGGGAAUAUCCUGUCCAAUGUGUUUAACUUAGAAAGUUUCUUGAGAAAGCAUAUACAUGCAGUGCAUGAAGGCUAUUUCUUCACUUUUUUUCCUCUACCACUGUCAAUUGGUUACAUCACAAGAAAUGCUAUGCAUUUAUACAGUAUUAUCUAAAUUUAGAGUUCUAGACACAAGUCUAUGCUGCAUGUACAAUCUGGUUCCUAUGUGCUGUUUCCAAUACACUGCAGAGAGACAGAGGGAACCUUCACAUCAGCAUUUGCUGUUUUGUAAGAUAACAUGAAUUCUGCUGUAAAAGCACAAUUAUAACAAUUUAGGUUUUUUUUGUUUUUGUUUUUUUUUUAGUCUGUGAUUGAUUAGUCACUGGAAGGCAAACACUCCACGUAAUGUGAUGUCAAGCUUUAUGCGCAUUUCUCCCCCACUGACUUGAUUUGUGACAUUUUACAGUUGUUUCUUUUCCACUAGCUACACAGCGGUUACACAAUCUAAAUCCGUCAACUGUCCUGAGGGCAGAGAAAGCCUUACUGCCUGCUAUUCUCAAUUGUUAAUAUGGCACUUAUUAAGUCACUUAUGUGUCCUUGAUAUAGGUUCAGCGUGUCUGCAUCACUUCAAUUUGGUUUCUGUAUGUUUUACUCCAUACUUGAGUAAGAAAACUCUUUUUAAAAAUAAAGAAAAGAAAAAAUCUUCUGAAUUAAGUUGUGUAAAAUAAAGAAGUGCCACAUAGUAAUUCCUAGAAAGUGUUAAUACAGUCUUCUGUAGGGCAGAUUAAUAUAUGGGUCACAUUCUAACACUACUAAGCUCAGGCUCACAUAGAUUUGUGAUUCCUUGUGCUACAGCCUCUUUCCCACACAAUGAGAACCUCUUAAUUCACACUGAAUUGGUCCCAUAUUUAAUCGCAUUGCAUUAGAAAGCCCCAUACCUUUUGUGUAACCAUUCUUGGUGACACAGAGUAUGGCUGACUUACUGUGGAUAUGUGGGGAUUUAUUUUUUUUAAAUAUAUAAACCUUGCACAUUGCCUCCCCAUACAGUUUUGUUCUACAGUUCACGUUGACUGUAAAAUCAAGCGAACUUGGAAAAUCUUUCUGAUAGUCCAAGUCUGACAGCCUCUAUGUGCUUGACAUCCAUACAGCCGUCUGUUUUUUUUUUUUUUUUUUUUGCACAGCCAUCCUAUCUGCAUGCCAGCUGUCCCUGUUUUCGAAAAAUGCCAAACUGCACUUUAUUAUUGAGGUUUUUUUUUUUUUAAAGAAUGAUUUGGCAGCUGGGUUUAUGGGCACAGGUGAAUUUUUUUUUUUUUUUUUUUCAGAAAAAAAAUUUAAUAGCUUCAGGUGGAGCUUCUGUAUGUGUAUUUCUAUGUACCUGUGUUGGUGGCACAAGUCACUGAUUCAGUAAUGUCUCUAUUUAUAGAAAUGUGGAUAUUGUCUACAGCUUCAAUAAACAAGUCUUCUGAAAUAAA